Molecule: messenger RNA, 1606 nt
Organism: Pyrus x bretschneideri (Chinese white pear)
Lineage: Eukaryota; Viridiplantae; Streptophyta; Magnoliopsida; Rosales; Rosaceae
Exons: 8
Coding region: 349-1386 (345 amino acids)
Source: RefSeq, a predicted model, not a curated record
AACGAGUUGUCUUGGGCGGUGUGGUCAGUGGUAACACCAGAAAGUUGUAAGAAAUGAAAGGACUAGGAAAUCCAAUGUCGCCAAUAUGGUGGUGGAACUUCUCCAAUAUGCAGUUUCAGCGGAAUUUCCUGUCAAGUAAUUUAGGAGCAAUUCACCAAGUGAUCAAAUUCCGAAUUAGGGAUUGGGAGUAACGCCGAAGUUUCCUGUGGUUCCGUUUGUGAGUUUUGGAUCAAAUCAUGUGCAUGAUGCAGGUGCUUCUCCGGCAACAAUCCUACUGCCAUCAAUUCCUUAUCCACCUCUUCUUCUUCUGUCUCUGUCAGUCUGCAACUCUUUCUCUCCUCGGAAAAAAUGGCGGGAACCAUGUUAAGUCAUCCACGACCGCAACCUCCGCCAGCCAUGGCGCGCAGCAAAUCGCUGUGCCUUCAACAGUCCCAAUCUCUCGAGGAAUCACGUUGGAGGUUCAGGUCCUUCCCGUACAAAUCAGGAGAAGUUGCAGAUUACAGUCCAGAUUUUGGAAAGGCUGCAUUUCAAGCUUUGAUGAAAUGGUCAGAUAGUUUGAACAUGGAGGAGAACCCCAGCAGGUUGCCUUUGCUCGGAAAAGGUUUCGGUGAUGACAACAGCACCUAUUACAAGGAACACAACCUGACAACAGGAUCCGAUGAUUACAACCCCAGUGAGUUGCUUUUAACUAGUGAUAGCCCACAUGCUUACACUGACUAUGACGAGCGUGGCAAUGUGGCAACGGGCUCUGAUGAUUCCAACCGCAGUGAGCCGCUUUUACCUAGCGUUAGUUCACAUGCUACUACGAACUAUGGGGAGCAGGGCAAUGUGGCAAAUGUAGUGGGCUCUGAUGAUUCCAACCUCAGCGCGUCACUUUUACCAAGCGUUAAUCCUCAGGCUAAUACGGACUUUGGUGAACCAGGCAAUCAAACAACGACAGUGGGCCCUUCUAGUUCAAGCGUUGUGGUUAACAUUGGUGUUGACUUUGACCACCCACGUCAUGGAACAAGAGUUACCAGAUGCCAGUGGAUCUUUAUGCUCAAUGGUCUCAGCCUAGAAAUGUUGUCAGCCUAUUUUGAUCAGUUAUCCUCCCCAAAUAAUUCUCGUUAUGCACUGGUUAGUUUGCUGUUAGCCAUUGCAGCUGUGCUUACUUGCAUCGUGGAGCUCAUUCACAAUGGUCUAAAGGAAGGAGUUGAAUCUACCAACUGCACGGUUUUCGGUACUUUGCCUGAUAUUUUUGGUUUGGGUCUUUCCCUUAUCCAAUGUAUUUGCUCAGCAGUGCAGUAUCAUUUCCUCCAUCGGCAUGAAAAUAAUCCUAUGAAACUAUCCCCUGUGCCUCUCUUCUUUUUCUGCUGUUUGGUGGUUUUGAAAUUGAAAAUGAACUAGAGCUACACUGUCAUUCGGAAUGCAAACCUGGUGACAGUAGACAAUAUGGCUCAUUGAUUGUGUGCCCGUCUCAUUAUUCGUUUGUCGCACCAUUUAUCUAUUAGAAGCCAAGUGCCAACGAUUAGAUUUCGAUCUUGCAGAUGAACUUGUAACCACUCAAUGAAUAUAUAUACAUAUAUAUACAUGCCUAAAAUAUGUAUGCAUGCCUAAUGUUUUAACA